UCAUCCCUGUGUCUCCCCGAGUCUGUCUCUCUGUCUCUCCAAUCCCCCCCACCUCCCAUCACCACGGUCGCCACUCUCCUCUCUACAGGGUCAAAUAGGUGUCUGCGCUGUGUGCACCUGUGUGUGUGCACCUGUGUGUGUGUGUGCACGCCCAUGUGUAUGAGUCUCCACUAACGGUCACACAGUUGUGUGUGUGCACGCGUACCUGUGCGAGUCAGAGAGAGAGAGAGAGCGAGUUAACGAGACGAACCUUUGUACACAGACACACAAACAGACAAUAACACGCACACAUACACAUACACUCACCUGUGUUCACUCAUACACACUCACCCAUAAAGUCAUCAUACGUACUCACAUACGUACAUUCAAAAACACCGACAUAAACUCACACACACACCUCGUGUGCCGUGCCGGCCUUCACAGGUGCUCGCUAACAGCACUUGCCCCAACAGUCUGUUUAGGCUACACGGUGGUGUGGGGGGGGCAACCUUUGUCUGUGUCUACACACACACACGUGUUACCCAUGAUGCACCGCGCCGCGCACGUGCGUCCUCGCCUUGCGCUCAUCGCGCCGCUGCUCUUCGCGCUCCUCGCCUCGCGGUGGGGGGCCGCGGGGGCCACGGGGGGGCCCGGGGCUGGGGGGGGCCCCGCCGCUCUGCUCAUGGGGGCGGCCCCCGCCGCUUUCGCCGCGGGAGGGGGGUCCGCCCCCCGCGGCGGCGUGAAGCUUUGCGGACGCGAGUUCAUUCGCGCGGUCAUCUUCGCCUGCGGGGGGUCUCGGUGGAAGCGAGGCGGUGGUGGGGGGCUCGGAGGUGCCGGGGAGGCGGCGGUAGUCGAUCUGGUCUCUGACCGCGACCCGCUCUUCUCGGAGCCCCACUCUUGGCUGGGCUCACAGUCGCUGGACCCCUGGGAGGGGGCGGCGGCGGGGGGGGCCGAGUCCCCGGUGGGGUUCCUAGGGGGGCUGCUACGAAGUCUGGAUCUGGCUCAGGGGUCCCCGGGCGCCCUCGGCGGGGUUGGCGGGGGCAGGCGGAAGAGGGACCUGGCGGGUGGCCUCUCCAGCGUCUGCUGCAAGUGGGGGUGCACGCGGGGCGAGAUCAACGCCCUCUGCUGACCCCGUGACCCCACGACCCCGUCAACCCAAUCACCCGGCGACCCGACGACCCGACGAUGCGAAGACGCGGCCACCUCAAGCAACGAGGACCCACAAACCUUCAGGCCCCAGUGACCUGACGACCUUUUGACCCGAUGACACGAGAGACUCGGUGACCAAACGACACAAGCCGGGAACACCACGACCCCGACGACGCUGCGAUACGAAGAUGGGAGCCACCUCCAGAUUCAAGGACCCGCAAACCUUUAGGAUGGACGAACCACGAGCUGAUGACACGAGAUCCGGUGACCGAUUGACCCAGAGGCAUCUCGACCCGGCGACCUGGCCACGAAAAGACUUCGGCCACCUCGGCAUUCAAGGACUCUCAACCCUUGACGUGGAAUGACCUGGUGACCUGAUGCCCUGGCAAAUCAUUGACCUCUUGACCUGGAGGCGCCAUGACCUGAUUCGACUAGCUUAAUAUUCGAGCACUCGUUAAUGUUUAAAAUAGGCAUGUAACGAUCCAAUUGAUAUUCAUUGUCCGGUUCGAGAAUAUAUUAUUAUUUGUAUUAUGAUUAUUAUUAUUACUGUUGUACCGUCUUCUUCGUCUCGUAUUGUCUUUUGUUUGUUCUGUAUCGUUUGUACAGUCUUGAUUGCUCCAUUAGCCUAAUUGUAACAUUGGCAUAUAAUUUGUAUAUAUUGUGCAUAGAUGGUAAAUAACCGAUUCUAUUACAUGCAACGUGACACGUGUAUCAUCGUGAGCGUGAUAAUAGCGUGUAAUCAAUGUGUUACAUUCCUAAUUUAAAUAAAUGACCCAGUCACCCAAUAGCUUGAUUACCUAAUAAUCAACCAAGGUAAUAAAGACCUAUUGACCGAAUUACCUGGUGACUCCCUCGUAACCCAAUGACGUAGAUACGUGAAGACUCUCAUGACGGAGAGAUUCAAGAACGAGACUUGACUCGCAAUGAUCUGGUGACAUGAUGACCCGUGACUUAAAAAUUUGUGUCAACCGCAGUUGGAGAGAGAUAAAGUGUCGCCGUGUCUCCGUGUUCCUGUGUCCCGAUGUCCCAGUGUCUGCGCGUCUACGUUUAUUUAAGAAAAAGACUUCGAUUGAAACCCGUGUCGUGUGUUUUUUUUUGGUUAGAUAAACCACAACCUUGGCAACCACCAC
Lethenteron reissneri (Far Eastern brook lamprey) is the source of this 2258-nucleotide messenger RNA. Its product is annotated as relaxin-3-like. Gene Ontology annotation, cellular component: extracellular region. Gene Ontology annotation, molecular function: hormone activity; G protein-coupled receptor binding. The record is from RefSeq and is a predicted model, not a curated record. Lineage: Eukaryota; Metazoa; Chordata; Hyperoartia; Petromyzontiformes; Petromyzontidae.